Molecule: messenger RNA, 4838 nt
Organism: Durusdinium trenchii
Lineage: Eukaryota; Dinophyceae; Suessiales; Symbiodiniaceae
Source: the annotation of a GenBank genome assembly
GCUGGGAUCAUGCGAAGCCCUACGGCGAUCGAUGGCAGGAGGGAGACGUGAUUUGCUGUCAGGUGAUGAUGCCCUCGGGUACCAUCGCCUUUGGCUUGAAUGGUGACUUCCAGGCUCCGAUGGGCACGGCCUUUGAUCUCCAGCUACCGCCCAACAGUCGACUCUGUUUGGUGGCCUCGGCCGGGGAGAACGGCCGCCUCCGGGUGAACGUGGGUCAAGUGGCCUUCUCCUUCCCUCCACCCACGCAGCUGGAGCCACUGUUGCCAGAGAUUGAGGAUGAUGAGGAUGAGAAAGAACCCAAAGAAGGCCUGUCCACGGGCCCGAAGAGGGAGCGAACGGCGGAGGGAGAGUUGGAUCUCUCCAAGCUGAAGCCCAUCACGGUCUCGGCCUCCAUGGGCUUAGGGGAGCAGAUGAACAUCCGACCCUUGUGGCAGGUGAAGUUGCCGAAAGCGGUCAAGGCUUGGCCGGUGUAUGCCUUGCCCUCUCGAGAUUCCCAGGGACGUCGCGCCAUGAAGGACGGCGAGGUGGUGGAACAGGUGGGCUUGGAGGCCUCUGGCAGUUGGGUCCAACAUCAGGCUGGAUGGAGUCCCUGCCGGAUGGUCGUGGUGGGUCAUGAGUAUGAAGCCUUGAAACCUACUCCCGCAUGGGUGGGCAUCGACAAGAAGCCGAAGGAGAAGGUGCGAAAGGCCAUCAAACGCGUGGUGCACGCGUCCUUUGAUACCGAGCUUUGCUCCCAGCAUUGCUGGAACUUCCGCGGCUCGGAGGAAGCGCAGUGCAGCAACGGGCCCAAUAUGCUCGUGAGCAUGGAGAGUGCUGCCAGCGGCGUCCUUCGAUGGUGUAUCAAGUCCGAGGCAGGCAACAAGGCCAUGGAAGUGGGUGUGGUGCCUGCAGACAAGGCAGAAGAAGGCAACUACCUCUUCGAGCAAUGUGAUUGUGGCGUGAAGUCGACUGGCACGAAGGGUGGAAGCGACAAGAAGGCCUUCGACGUGUAUCUCAAGUACAUCGAGGUCAUUGCAGAUUUGGAUGCAAGGACCAUGAAGGUCAUGGUGGGCGACAAUCGCGACCAGAUGGUCGAGGUGAAGUCCGCUGACAUCCCCUUCGAGGAGGACAUCAAGUUGGCCAUCACAGGCUGGAACAACACCAAGUUGCGCUUGGAGCCGCCGACGCGAGACAAGCUUGGGGACAGUGAUGAAUCUGAAGAGGAGGAGGAGGACGAAGAUGGCCUGGUGGUCACCAGCUGUGGCAACGCGGUGCAGGCGAGCACGUGGCACGUGGCGACGAUGGUGGUGGAUCUGCCAGCCAGCACCUUCCAAGUGUACCUGGACGGCGAAAUGCACUUGAACGUGCGAGAUCCAGGUGGCUUGCUGGCCGACGGCCGCUUCAGUAUCGAUCCGAGAGAAGGAAUGAUGCUCUUCAGCGCGGCCAAGCGUGGGGGCAGCGGCGUGGGCUCGGCGGAUUGGCGCGCAGGUGGGCACUUGCGUUCCAUGCGCUUGGACACCAACGUGCUCAGCCAGUUUGAUGUUUGGGCUCAUCAACUCCCGAAGGGAGUUUGGAUUUGCCGCUGCACUGCGCGAAAUGCCGCCGACGCGCGGGUCUGCUGGCGCUGCCGCAGCACGCGCACGCGCUCCGGAGUGCGACCCCCAGGCGAUGCAGAUCCUCGGGUCGAGGGCCUCACCAUCGUGACGGCCGACUCCUUCCGUGAAUUGGUGCUGGACAGCCAAAAGCAUGUCCUUCUGGUCGCCAGUGCUUCUUGGUGUCCUCCCUGCCAACAGCUGAAGCCCUUGGUCCAUCGCCUGGCGCAGCUCCUGUCCCAUGAGCCGAUGAUUGCCAUUGGCGUCAUCGACACGGACGAGAACGAGUUGCAAAGCCGUUACUUCCCAGAGCCCCACAUCCCCAACGUGAAGUUCUUCCUUCAAGGCAAGAAGCGGCAACCCAUCUCGGUCCAGGGCGCGUCAGGCAUGUCCUUAGAUGAGCUGGCAGGGUUCAUCGAGCAACACACGGGAAUCAGCAUUCAAUCGGCCAUUGAGAAGAGCUUCCCCGCGUAUGCGGAGCGUGUCGGCGUCUAUGAGCUCCUGAAGAAGCUCCGGGCCUGCGCGAUGACCAAACAGGUCCAAAGAAGUCCGGGCCAAGCGCCCUUGAAGUCCCUGGCAUCCUUCUUGUAUAACGAGCUGAUUACCGGAUGCCAGGCUGCCACCAGUGCCCCAAGACGCUUGCCACCACCCGGUCCACCGGCCUUACAGCGAGCGAUCUCUGCCAAGGCGCCCACUGCUGCUGGCGCACCCCCUGCGCUGAUGCGCGCGGUGUCGGGCGGUGGUAGUGGAGCACGGACCCGCGCGCAGAUCGGGUACUCACCCACCUUGGCGAUGGGGGUGAGCGACCCGCGCCUGACGGAGCGUCUGCUGGAUGAGCUGGAGAAGAAGCUCCUGAGCACCGCGCGCGUGGCGCAACCCGAGGACUUCAAAAGCUUCUUGACGAGCUUCUUGCUGCGUGCAUCUUGCCCAAGCUACAACCACGCGAACUUCUACAAUGCCAUGUCCAGGGUCUCGUGGCAAGUGGCGCCCCAGGCUGUCAAGCUGCUGGCGGCCACGCGCAUCUUCCGCUUCGUCCUCCGCUGGGCCCAGCAGCGCCGCCUCCGCGCCGGCGCGCCGCCGCUCGCGGCGCCUUGGGCGCCGCCGCCUCCGGCGGCGGAGAUGAGCGCGGCGGCGCAGCGGCACAGCUGGAGGCGCAUUGAGAUCGCCCUGUCCAACGAGGAGUACCGACACGGACUUGCCGAGUUGGGCCUCUUGUUGGAUCGUGGUCUUCCACCGGAUACCGCUCCCUUCGGGCUCACACCCUUGCUCUUAGCGGCGGCGAUCGGCCACCUCCCAGCGGCUCAGUUCCUCUACGUGCGCGGCGCGUCGCCCCACGUGCCCGGUGGACAGCCGCCCAUCUUGCCGGUGGAGGCGGCCGCUAGGCACAACCACCUGCGCAUCGUGGAGCUUCUGAUCGAGAACGGCUCCUGCAGCAGUCGGGCCCUGCACUUCGCGGCGGCAGGGGGGUCCACGGACGUGGCCAACUACCUGUUAUCCAAGUCGUGCUCGCCGGAUGCCACCGUGCAGGGCUUGUCACCGGUGGCAGUGGCGCUCAUCUCCCGGCAGCACUCAAUGGCCUGCCUGCUGUUGUCACACUGCGACGAGGCGGCCCUGGGAGCACCGCUCUCGGACGAGGGCUGCAGCCAUUGCGGCUUGGCGCCCGGGUCCACCGUGGCGCACCUGGCCGCCGCCGUGGGCGGCCUCUGCGAGGCUUUCUUCCAGGGCUUGCUCAAGACCUUGCCGCCCAGCACGGUGAUGGCACCCAACCACCGCGGUCAGACCGCCUUGGACUUGAUGCCGACCACGCUGCGGAUCGCGAUCAAACCGCAGAUUUACAGCGCGUUGGCGGCCGCGGCCGCGGAGCAGAGCAGUCAUCAUGAGGCGGUUGCCCUGGCCCUCGAACGGAAGGCAGACCCCCUGGUGAGCGAUUCUCGUGGAUUCAGCCUGCUGAAUUUGGCGGCCUAUUCUGGAGAAGAAGCCCUGGUUGAUGUGAUGCUCUCGGCGGAUGCAAAGCAAGUGCAGAUCACAAGCCAUCUUUCAGCACUCAUGUGGGCUCACUGGUGUGGCAAUACCAAUAUCGUUCUGAAGCUCACCUCCAAAGGCGCCUCCUUGAGCAAUGCCGACUUGGAAGGUCUCCAACGCUUGCGUCAGGCAGCCGCCGAGCUGGAGGCCGGAAAGGAGAAAGCAGAGGUGUCCUCGUCGGCAUCCCCUCCGCCAGUAUCGGCAGCGCGUUCCGCGGGAGUGAAGCUCCUGUGGCCGGAGCUGGCGAAGAUUUGGCUUCAUUGCUGGCCGCCGCAGAUCCCCAGCAACCUCUCCCCCUCCACCAACACGUAUCUCUACUCCGCACGACCCUUAAUGGCGCGAAUGACCUGGGGCGCUGGCAUGGAUCAUGGCACAGCCAUGCCGAGCACUGGUCAGGUGGCGGUCGAGGAAGAGGAGAAGAAGCCAGCGGGGAAGCUGGCAGAAGAGUUGCUUCAAGCAAUUCGCCUGGCAGGAGCCAACGAGCACGCUUUGGCCAGCGCCCAGCUGUUAGCACUGCGAUUGACCGCCGAAGGGAAAGCUGGAUUAUCUCCUGGAAACAUUGUAGCGUUGAAUCUGUUCCUCUCCGAUGUCUCCUUCCACAGCGAGUGUAGCACGGCCCUGAGCGCGCAGCUCUCGCAGAGCCCGGCACCGGCCGUGCGCGAGCGGGCAGCGGACCUGAUGAGCGCCCACUCGGAGCUGACCAACGCUCUGCAAGCCCUCCCUGCUCGGAAGGUGGUGUGUUUCCGCGCCUUGCGCCUGACGUUGGCGGGUGGCUUGCGCGACUUCUUGCGCGGCCAUCGCUUGGGCAUGGAUUGUUAUCGACCCGGAAGUAUUGUGAUGUGGAGGCACCCCACCUCGUGCACUCAAGACCCUGCUUUGGCAGAAGAGUUAGCGCUACAUGGGGAGCCUGCUGGUGCUUGUGGCAUCGUCUUCAAAAUCCGCCGGACGGCGUCCGCCCGGCCGGUAGCCGAGUUCUCGACCACGCCGGAACACCAGGAGGUGCUGUUCCCGGCUGGGAGCAUCUUCCGGGUGUUGGGCUUCUAUACCUGCACCUCGCAAUGUUUGAGGAAGGGCACCGGCAGCGCCUCGAACGCCUGGUCCGCGGAGCUGGGCUCCGCCGUCGCCGCGAGCGGCGGGGACGCGCUGACCUGGGAGGAGGUCUGCCGCUCUCGUAGUGCCAUGGUCUUGCUGGAUGAAGAGGACCCCACCGUGGCGGCGCAGCGACCGGAAAUGCUCACCAUCUAA